GUGCUCGUUGCUAACUGUCGCUAGCGUGCCGCAGCCAUGGACGCUGUGGGUGUUGACAUGUCAGUGUCACUUGGUCAGCUGAUUGCGGCUCGUAAAAGCCUCACGGCCGUCUAGUCCCGUUAGCCUAACCUAGCUGCAUGUUUGUUUUUGUUGACGUUGCUACACGGGUAGCAUUUAACCCAGCUUCCAGCUCCGUGGUUUCGUAGCAGCGGGACGCAAUUUCAAAGUGCCGCGCCGUCGCUGCCUGUCCUGCUUUGCGGCGCGAGGCUGGUGUCAGCGAGGCCGCCGUUAUUGUGUCAGGGAGGGACGGGUGAAGCUGCUCUGCGACUCUCCGCAUUGCAGCCCCGGCGCUGCUGCUGCUACUGCUACUGGAAUUUGCACGCACAACAAUGGCGACUCCCAGUCCCAACAACUCAACGACAGCUAGCAGCCACAACAGCAGCGCUAACGCAGGAUCCCAGCAUAUCACAACAAUGAGCAGCAUGCAGGAGUCCAACACCUGCUGGAGAUGUCAGAGUGAAACAGGGUUUCAGAUAAACCUGUCUGGAGCUCCUCAAAGUAAGCCAAACCUCUUUUCCUACAGCAACAGCAAUUCUCAUCCCUUUGUUUUUAACCGACAGUCUGGUUUGGGGAAGCCUGUCCUGCUGUUCUCCACUAAUCCAAGCAAACGCAAAGCCCUGAAGCUAAACUUCGCCAAUCCUCCGAUCAAACCGGCGACUCGAUUCACACUGAACACGGCGGGGCCGCCCUUUCAAAACCCACACAUAGAGAGGCUGAGAACACACAGCAUCGAAUCAUCCGGGAAGUUGAAAAUCUCCCCCGAGCAGCACUGGGACUUCACAGCCGAGGAUCUCAAAGAUCUGGGCGAGAUCGGCCGAGGGGCUUACGGCUCGGUCAAUAAGAUGGUGCACAAGCCGAGCAACCAGAUCAUGGCAGUCAAGAGAAUUCGGUCGACAGUCGAUGAAAAGGAGCAGAAGCAGCUGCUGAUGGACUUGGACGUGGUCAUGAGAAGUAGUGAUUGUCCUUACAUCGUGCAGUUUUACGGCGCUCUGUUCAGAGAGGGUGACUGCUGGAUUUGUAUGGAACUUAUGGCUACCUCCUUAGACAAAUUUUACAAAUUUGUUUAUUGCUCAUUAGACGACGUGAUUCCAGAAGAAAUACUAGGAAAAAUAACUUUAGCUACUGUGAAAGCACUUAACCACUUAAAAGAAAACUUGAAAAUAAUUCACAGAGACAUUAAACCAUCAAACAUCCUUCUGGACAGGAACGGCAACAUUAAACUGUGUGACUUUGGCAUCAGUGGUCAGCUGGUGGACUCCAUUGCCAAAACCAGAGAUGCGGGCUGUAGACCAUACAUGGCUCCAGAGAGAAUAGACCCCAGUGCAUCCAGACAAGGCUACGAUGUCCGUUCAGAUGUGUGGAGUCUGGGAAUCACACUGUAUGAGCUGGCCACAGGACGGUUUCCUUACCCAAAGUGGAACAGUGUGUUUGACCAGUUGACCCAGGUGGUGAGAGGAGACCCUCCGCAACUCAGCAACUCAGAGGAGAGGCGCUUCUCUCCCAAAUUCAUCGCCUUUGUCAACGUGUGCCUUACAAAGGAUGAAUCCAAAAGGCCAAAGUACAAAGAGCUACUGAGAGACCCAUUUAUUCAGAUGUAUGAGGAACGUUCGGUCGACGUCGCCGGUUACGUUUGCAGGAUCAUGGAUCAAAUGCCAGCUUCUCCAAGCUCUCCCAUGUAUAUGGACUGAUAGCAGAACAAACGUUAAAACUGUCUGCAACAGAGACAUUAAACUGAAAAAAGGCAACAAAGUAAACAAAAAAAGUCUUUGCUUGGUCCCCUUAUUGCAGUGUUAAGAGAAUUUUAAAACACCAUUUGCAAUACCGUGGUGUUUAUUUCAGUCAUGUCUGUAUAAUAUAUAAACACACCUCUUAUUUUUCUCGUUCUAAAACACACACACACACACACACACACACACACAGAUGCACAGUCACUUAAGUAUAAUAGCAGUCGAUUCAGUUAGUCAGUCAUGGUCUUGAUUCAGCUUGAUGAGGAUCCAUCUCAGUGAUUAGUUACAAGUAUAUUACGCAGAAAAAAAUAUCCUGGAAACUGUAUUUAUAGAACCACAAGGAUGAAGGUAAAGUUGAACAUACUGGAAUCACGCUCUUUGUAAAUUGUCCCACCUCUUUCAUGUACGUGAAUGAAAGCGUUGUUGUUUGGUAUCGUAUUGGAAUUUUGCUUCUCUGGCUAAAAAGCAGUGUUGAUAAUAACAAUCAUGUUAGAUAAAAUGCGAAAAUAUAAAUAAAGAAAGAGAAAAUGU
Betta splendens (Siamese fighting fish) is the source of this 2318-nucleotide messenger RNA. It is a transcript of the gene map2k4a, whose product is annotated as mitogen-activated protein kinase kinase 4a. The record is from RefSeq and is a predicted model, not a curated record. Bases 390 to 1748 code for a protein of 452 amino acids. The transcript is spliced from 13 exons. Gene Ontology annotation, biological process: protein phosphorylation; MAPK cascade. NCBI's taxonomy places the organism in Eukaryota, Metazoa, Chordata, Actinopteri, Anabantiformes, Osphronemidae. Gene Ontology annotation, molecular function: JUN kinase kinase activity; ATP binding.